GGGGAGGCAAAAUAGGAAGGAAAAAAAAGGGGGUGGAGAAGAGGCGAGGGUGUACGCAUCAAUUUGUACAGUCCUCAGUUGGCACCCCUGUUUUCUCCCUGCGAGAGAUUUCUUCUGCGUUAUUGUUAUGACCGGAGCCCUUUGCAGCAUGAACCAGCUCGAGCCCAUGUUGUUGACAGACGCCUGGGCUCCGAGGUGUGCGCGUGAGCGUGCAACAUAGAGCGACAAAACCCGGGAGAGAAAGGGGAAAGUGGGAGAACGCAUCGCUGGAUGCUGUAGGGUUUGGUAACACUGCAUCGCAGCCAAGUCGGUAAACAACUGGAUCCAGUUCAGUUCCUGCAAUGGCUUGUGUUGUAAAAUGGACGUUGUGAAGAAGAAAUAAUGAAAACAAGGACGCACAAAGAAUCGAUGCCCAUGCGCAGUGGGCGACAGAGGGGGGCAAGCGAGGAGCGAAGGGGUAGACGCCCUCACGCCAGCCCGACUCGUCCUGAUCGCAGUGACAGACAGACGCAAAGAGGAGCUGGUGAGGAACUGGCUGGGAGUCGCUUCAGCUGCAGAUCACAAGGGCAUGAUUCAUCCGAGAGUGAGGGGGAGGAACUUGUAUCUCCUCCAAAAAGGCAGAAAGUUCAGGAGUCAGCUUCUACCCCAAACCCUCCAACGUCAACACAUUUGACUGAAAGCUCAACUCCUUCCACGGUCCCACCUCCAACCUCAGUUGCCAGCCAAUCCCGCGAAAGUGACAAUGAGGACGGCCAAUCCCAGGGCAGUAGGAGUUCAGUGGUAGGGAGCCUGGCCAAUAGCAGCAGUAGUCUGAGCAGCGGGCGGGAUAUAGACCAGGACAAUCGUUCCUCAUCUCCAAGUCUUUCUGCCUCACCUUUGGGUAGCCUGGACUCCGACUCCGACGGUCCUGAAUCGCCAAAGCAAGGAGAGCGUGAGAAAGGUAAAGAGGGUGGAGCAGGGAAGGUCACCGGAGAGGAUCAGAGAGCGCUGCGAGAUGGGAGAGGGGAAGAAUCCUGUGGAGACGGAGAAAAGCGAGAUGUGGAGACGGCUGAGGACUGUCCGUCUUUGAAGCCCCCUUCCACUCCCAUCUCUUCCUCCAGUCUGACUCCCUCUCUCCGUGGAGCUGGAGAUUCAUCAAAUGACAGCAGUAGUGGAAGGAAGUCGUAUUUCUCUUUGGACUCCAAACUGAUGUGCAAAGUUGAGUACGGUGCACCGACGAGUGUUGAAGGUUCUCUAAGUGGCGGCAGGAUGACUUCCAAAGCUAACGCUCAGUGCAUCAACAAGACAGCCAUCUCUGGGGGAGAUUAUUCACAUAAUAGCCCCAAUAUGCCCCAUUCGCUACCCCCUCCACCCGCCCUGAAGCCCUUGGAGAUUGGAGGACAAAACUUGCCUGCUGAGGUUAAAACGGAAAAAGAGAAAAUGGAAAAAGCAGAGAAACUACUGGACAAAACUCAGUCAAUGCCUCCUUCUCUGCUGCCACAACCUGGUCCUCAACCCCAGCCUCAGCCCCAGAACCCACCUCCCAGCCACCCCCACCACUACAGCUCCACCAGUUGGCAGGGUGGCACAGCAACUGGUUGUCAGGGUAGUUGGGGCUACUCCCGUUACUCUGGCAACCACCACCCACAGCACCAGCCCCCUGUUCAGCAGCAGCAACUUCCUUCUGUUUACAACCCUCCUUCCUCUCGCCACUCCUCCUCCCACCCCUCUUACCUCCCCCAUCCUCACCCUCACCCCCACAGGGAGUACCUUCCCAGGUACGCUGGAGGGGGAGGCGAUAGAGAGAGGGGGGCUGUAGGAGAGAGGGAGAGGGGAGUGAGAGGGGAGUGUGGGGGGAGAGAGAUCAGCCGGGAGUUUUCUGCUCCUGUCGGCAACAGCAGCAAUGGUAGUGGUGGGGUCAGCAGCAAUAAUGGCUGUGGAGCGAUGGGUGGGCCCAACAGCGUUCCAGGUAGGGAGUACGGCGGUUUGACAGCGGGGCAGAACCGAGAUUACCAAGGUUCUGGGAGAGAUGGACCCGGCUUAGGUCCAGAGAGAAGAGACUUUGGUCCAGCUUUUAGGGACAGGGAGCGGGAAAGGGAUCGUGAGGGAGGAAGGGAAUUUAAUUUGCCAAAUCAAAACCAGAGUAGAGACUUUGGCCCCAGUGGAACUGCAGGGGGGCAUCCCAGAGACAAAGAUGGCAGCAGAUGGGGGGAGUUUGGGGGCCAGACAAGAGACACUUUGAGCAACAGCAACCCCAACAACAACUCAAUACCACAAGGAAAUCUCCCAAGUUCAGCCAGCGGGUUACCAGUCACCCCCAGCCUCAACCGUGACCCACCUGCAUCACCCCAAAGCAAUCCUAAUCACCUUUCUCAUUCGUCACUUCCCUCACAUCCUCACUCACACCCCGCAAACUCAUCAAACAGAGACUUCCCUCCGCCCAUGGACCAGACACAAACGUCCUCCUCUGGAGCAGACCACUUUCACAGAGAAUAUCCUCCAGCUGGAGCUAAAGACUUUCCUACUGGGGUACCUCCUCCCACUGGCACAAACAGAGAGUACUUGAGCUCUCCUGGGGUGACUCCAAACCUGGGUCGAGAGUAUUCAGGGCCUGGAGGACCCCAACACCCUCACCCCCCUCCCUCUCACUACCAGUCCGGGCUCAAAGAAAGAGAAAGGGAUGGCAACCUGCGAGACACUGCUCUGUACCAAAGCCGUGGAGGCCCAAAUCAGCCUCCUGCCCUCUCUCCCUCUUCGUCUUCAGGUCACCAUGCACAAUUUCCCCAUCCAUCUCCGCAGCCACCUCUACCCCCAUCUCAAACCUCCCAUGCCCAACCAUCCCCCUCAGGUAUGGGACACGGUGUCCGUCCCCCACACUAUCAGUCAUCUGCCCAGACUCCUCCAACACCCCUGUCUCCAUUACCCAGCCCAUCCACUAAUCCGAUGGGACCCUUCUCAUCCUUCCCCCCUGGCACCUCCGCUGCACCUAGUGUACAAGUUCCUGCCACAGGUGUGCCGUCCAGCUGCUCACCUGGAUGUCGCCCUUCGUCUUUUCACGGCACUUUGAACAACCACCCUCAGUUCAGUGGAGCCUAUCACUCUAAUGGGAACAAUGGCAGCUCCGUGGUGAACAGUGGUAGCAACAGUAGCACGGCCGGUAGCAGUAACACCAACUCGCAGUCGCUCUCACCCCAGAACGUCCCAAAGGUUCCUCCGCCUCUUAGUAGCUCCAAUAACAGCAGCAUCUCAACACCUGCCUCAAGUUCCUCGCUCCCCAGUGGAGAGGGACACUCUGAAUCAGGCCUGCCUCCCACACCUGUCAUCAAAGAAGAACCACCGGAGGAAAGGGAAGAGGGUGACAGCCCGCCGCCGGUGUUGAGAAGUCCUUCACCUGAACCGAAACAUGUUGACAUUCCGAUUCAUGCCAGCCAAUCAGCGAGGUUUCACAAGGUCCUUGACCGUGGCAGCGGGAACUCCUGUGCCCGCAGCGAUGUCCUCUUUGUUCCGUUGGAUGGCUCCAAGCUGUGGAAGAAGAGAAAUGAGAUGAUUGAAAGAGCUCGCAGGGAAGUCGAGCAGAGAGCAAGAGACCUGAGAGAGAAAGAAAGGGAAAGGGAAAGAGAACGGGAGCGUGAGCGUGAGAGGGAACUGGAUCGACAUCUACAGCAGCAGAAAGAUGUCAGCGCUGCCGGAGGGGGUCGCCAGGGCUCCUCGCUCUUCUUCCCCCCCUCAUCCUCCAUCAUUCUUGACCCUUCAUCUUCUGUUUGUUCCUCCGGCAACCCGGUCCCUCACCCUCCCUCUCAUCCCCAGCAUCACCCCUCACAUCCCCACGCUCACCUUCCUCCAGCACACCAUCUCCACCCAAGUCUCUCCCACACCAUUCCCCACUCCCUCCUCUUACCGUCCAUGGGUGGGGCACCAGCGGUGGUUGGUGGCCCCCAAGGGGCCCUGGGAAUAGGUUUGGGAGGUCCUUAUUUGGGUCCUGACACACCAGCACUGAGAACUCUGAGUGAAUAUGCUCGUCCUCAUGCAAUGUCUCCACUUGGAGCUGCAAGUCGUGCUCAGGCACACCACGCCCAAGUUCACCAUGGCCACCCCCACGUCCACCCCUCUUUCUUCCUUCCUCAGUUUCAGAAUCACGCUUUAAGCCACCCUCACCUCCCCACUGAUGCAGCAACUGCAGCAGCCAUCCUGGGCUUUUUGUAUGGUGGGAGCCUGGAAGGUGGUCCGGGUGUUCCUGGGCACCCUGGGAUGGCAGGAGGCCCGGUACCAGGAGGGAUUGGGGGAGCAGGUCUAGGGGGGGUGGGCUUCCCUCAUGCAAUGGCUGCUCAUCGAGAGAGGAUAAAGCCUGGGUUUGAGUUUAAGAGCGAUGAGCGAGUUUACCCACCAGGUUCCAUACCUGAUCCUGCAGCCAUUGCUCUUGCUCACUCGCAUUCACACGCCCAUGCUAACUCCCAUGCACAUGCUCACUCCUUGCUUCUCGAAGGAGGUGCUGCAGGAGUUAAUGAGGUGUCACUCUAUGGCACUCCUCCAGCACUACCUGGACCCCCACAUCUUCAAAACCCAGCUCUUGCACCAAUAUCUCGACCUCCUAAUCCUCCCGCUUCCCAGUCCUUGUCCAAUCCACCUUCAUCUCUCCUCCCAGCUUCUCUCCCCUCUCACCCUUCAUCUGCUCCACUGGCUGCCCCCUCAGCCCCAGCAGCCCCUUCUGCACCGCCGCCAGCGCCUCCUCAGCCUGCUCCGCCAACUUCCAACGUCGCCUCGAUUCAUCACCCUGUCCCCCAUUCUUCUUUUCCAAGCUCUCUGUCCUCUCAUUUGCCACCACCUCCUGCCCCAACUGCUCCGUCCGAGACCUACCCGACUCCCACCCGCUCCCCUGCGCCCUUUGAGCGCGACAGGAGUGGAGAAAGAGAACGGGACAGGGAGAGGGAGCGGGAGCGGGAUCGAGCAGCUUUGCCGGCUUUUGGCGACAGAGAGAGAGAAAGAGAGAGGGAGCGAGAAAGGGUAGGAAGUGGGGGAGGCGGAGGAGGAGGGAGUGGAGGCGGAACAGGGGGAGGGAGUGGAGGAGGAGGAGGAGAGAACCUAGGACGUCUUCAGAUGCUGAAUGUGACUCCUCACCAUCACCAGCAUUCACACAUCCACUCCCAUCUUCACCUGCACCAGCAAGACACAGCGGCGGGCGGGGUUCACCCCCUGAUGGACCCGUUGGCGUCGGGGUCUCCUCUGGCACGCCUCCCUUACCCAGGAGCCACACUCGGCACUCCCAUCCUGGCUCACCCCCUCACUGACAGCGAGGUGCUCCGCCAGCAGCUGUUCGGUGAGGAGAAGGCUCCUCGUCCAUGUGCUCCUUUCCGUGACUUGCCCCAGCCGUCCUCCCUCACUGGUCCCAUGUCAGCGGCCCACCAGCUCCAGGCCAUGCAGCAGGCCCAGAGCGCAGAGCUGCAGAUCCAGAGACUGGCCCUGGAACAGCAGUGGAUCCACCACCAUCACCACCACUCCCUCACCCAGGACGAGUACUACAGUCACUUGAAGAAGGAAGGUGACAAGACCCUGUGAGGGAGGGGCGUGACAGAGAGCAGCACAGAGACAAACGGAGGGAGAAAAUCUGCAAAAAUAGAACAAGUAAAGAAAAGCACUGAAGAAUAAAGAAGGAACAAAGACUUAUCAAGAAAAACUGGACUAAUGGAUGGGGAUUUUACCGAAGGAGACCGGGAGAUGUUACUGGAAUAACAAAAGAGGAAAAAGGAGGGAACGUGUUGCACGCAGUUCCUGCUAACUGCACCAGACUCCUGCCAUUUCCUGCUUUACAUUCUCCGGUCUUAUUUUAUAUCGUGUUCUGUACAGAAUAUUGAACGGGGCGACAAUAGUGGCGUACGGUUUGUGUAAAAUACUCAAUGCCAGAAGGAAAUGUGUACAUGAGUCCCUUUUAUGUCGUUGCAUGUAGCUAUAGGUGCUUAUUCUGAACUGGUGGAACUUUUGGUUCUAUUUUUAGUAAUCCCCCCCCCCCCCUUUUGUAUCAGAGGGGGGCGCUCUAUAUGCAUGAAACCAGCAUUUUAGUGUUCUGUUGAUAAUAUCGUAUUAUCAUGAUUAAUGUUGUCUGUUUGUUGAUAAUGAUAUAAUUAUAUAUACAACACAUAUUAUUUGUAUUAUUUUUUUACAUUUUCAUGGUUAUGGCAGUCGGUUUUUAUUUUUUAUUUUCAAUCGUGAAACAAGAUGCAAAUGAAGGCAAAAUAAUCUGGAAAUAAAUUAUAAUCUCUUU
Molecule: messenger RNA, 6235 nt
Organism: Nothobranchius furzeri (turquoise killifish)
Lineage: Eukaryota; Metazoa; Chordata; Actinopteri; Cyprinodontiformes; Nothobranchiidae
Gene: atn1
Product: atrophin 1
Cellular component (GO): nucleus
Molecular function (GO): transcription corepressor activity
Source: RefSeq, a predicted model, not a curated record